AUGUCGUGGAUUCUCAACCCAGACGGCGACGGCAAAGGACGCACGGUCCGUCAGCGCCCUCCAAAGCUGAGCAGCCUUCCCCGGGAGGGUGCCGCAGGCCCUGCGCCUGGCACGCCUACCAAGGACGCGCGCACGCCAGGGUCAGCAAGCUCGAUACCUAGCUCCCCCUGGGCAGAGUUCCCCCUGAAGGAUAACUACCCUCGUGUCCCGGACCCCGUUAUCGAAGAGCGGGAGGUUUCCACGAAGGCGGCCAAUCGUCCGUUCCUGGCCUACACUCAGUACAAGGAGCGGAGACGGGCGGAACACGAGGCGUGGCUCAAGCGCAAGCACGAGCGCGAGGAGAAGAUGCGUCGCGGCGAGCCCGUUGGGCCCGAAGAGCCUGACCCCACGGAGGAGCCCGAGGUCGGGUGCCUCGGCCUGCUGAAGUUCCUCUUCAUUACAUUUGCGGUCGUAGUGCUUGCGAGCAAAUUUUUCACGGGAAGCUACCUCUGGGAGCAGGACGUCGCGGGCAAGAUUCGCGCUCUGAUUCCGGGGAAUCAGAGGCUGUUCUCGGAGCGAAUGUUGACGACGUUCUCCGGCGAGAGUGAGGGCAAGCCUGUCUACCUCGCGAUUGAUGGGGACGUAUACGACGUGUCAAGCAAUCGAGCAACGUAUGGGCCAGGCGGCUCUUAUCACUUCAUGGCAGGGAGGGAUGCUGCGAGGGCGUUCGCCACAGGCUGUUUUGCUACUCACCAGACUUAUGACAUCAGAGGUCUCUCUGACAAAGAGAUGGCGAGCUUGGACCACUGGAAGAAAUUCUUCGCAGACUCUACAAAGUACCGGAAGGUCGGGCGCGUACUGCAUGAGCCCAUUGAUCCCAUGAGUCCAAUACCCGAGCAUUGCGACCCUAAGAAGGCGAAGAAGGCACCUGAGGAAGCAACUAAACAAGCCGGACAUCGGGACGAGUUAUAG
Molecule: messenger RNA, 951 nt
Organism: Phanerochaete carnosa HHB-10118-sp
Lineage: Eukaryota; Fungi; Basidiomycota; Agaricomycetes; Polyporales; Phanerochaetaceae
Exons: 6
Coding region: 1-951 (316 amino acids)
Cellular component (GO): endomembrane system; membrane
Source: RefSeq, a predicted model, not a curated record